Molecule: messenger RNA, 805 nt
Organism: Nematolebias whitei (Rio pearlfish)
Lineage: Eukaryota; Metazoa; Chordata; Actinopteri; Cyprinodontiformes; Rivulidae
Product: mesenteric estrogen-dependent adipogenesis protein
Exons: 5
Coding region: 125-805 (226 amino acids)
Source: RefSeq, a predicted model, not a curated record
UUGUUACGUGUAACGUCUAAACUUGACCGUAGCGGGCUGAAGUUUUCUUGGACCUUCGUCCGCAUUAAAAACAGCAUCUUGAGGAGCUGCAGGAGGACAGCGUGGCAGAGUGACGGUGGGAGUCAUGCCCAGCAGCCGGGUGACGGUGACAGAAGUGGGGGAGUUUCUUAAAAACCCUCCGAGCGGUUUCUCCGUGGAGACGCUCGCUUCGUGUUUCCGAGUCAACAACGACGACGGAAACAAAAACCUCGUCCUGAUCGACGAGUUCGAGUCCAGCAAAGGGAGGAUAGUUUUCCACAACUCCCUGGGAAGAAAAGUGAAAAUGCAGAAUUUAUGGGAGUACACGCGCAUGAGAAGGAGUCUGCUGUCCAAGAGGAUCUAUCUGCGCAUGUGUGUCUGCGAGCCAAGGCUCCCAGAGAGCACGAAGAAGGAAACAAAUCAGCCCAGAGCAGCCCAGUACGUGGUAUCAAUCGAUGGUGGGGACCCUUUCAUCCGGUGGCAGAUGGAGAGGGGUCUGGACUGGACCAUCUCCUCCGUGGCUGGAGAGAGCUACAGGGUGGACGUGAGCAGGACUUUGUGGUGUUUCUUUUGUUUGGGACGCUUUUAUAUUGACUUGACAGAAGCUUUGGAGAGCUUGGUUCCUGAAGGCAUCGUCUCAGAGGACCUGAUGAGAUGUAAACCUGUGUGGAAGGACGCCUGCUUCACCCUCAAAUAUUACUGCGACGCCCUCUUUGACUUUCCGCACUGGUUUGGCUUCAGCAAAAGAGCCUUUAAGCUGAGACUGACAAAAAACAGCUGCGGGUGA